Messenger RNA from Macrosteles quadrilineatus (aster leafhopper), 4385 nucleotides. RefSeq names its product TATA element modulatory factor-like. Bases 365 to 4306 code for a protein of 1313 amino acids. The transcript is spliced from 27 exons. Gene Ontology annotation, cellular component: endoplasmic reticulum; Golgi apparatus. NCBI's taxonomy places the organism in Eukaryota, Metazoa, Arthropoda, Insecta, Hemiptera, Cicadellidae. The record is from RefSeq and is a predicted model, not a curated record.
CGUCGACUGCUCUCCGACUCCGAUGAUAAUCGUUGAUGAUCUGUCAUAUUUUUAUCACUCAAGCACUAAAAUACAGCUCAACAUAUUGUUAGUUUAAGUUUUAAGUCAUAUUUUGGAUGUAUUUGGUUCUAUAAAUAACUUUUAAACUAAAAACCCUAUGCGGAUUCUUUUAUUUUUAAAAUAAAUAGGCCUAUGUACUAUUUUAUGAUUUAUAGGUUAGUUUACUUAAAGGGCGUACAUAGGCUUAAUAUUCUUGGAAAUAAUGAUAUAAAAUAAAUUAUGUUAUUAUUCGAUGCUUCUAAAAUAUGUCAAACAGUGUAAUUAUAUCCAAAUCUCCUAAUUUGCUCUAAGAAAAAGGUACUAUAUGGACACAAUGAGUUGGUUUGAUGCGACAGGAUUUGCUAAUUUAGCAAAAACGGCUCUGAAAGAAGCUCAAAAGACUAUAGACAAAGCUCUUGACAUCAAGGAAGAGGAUAUUGAGCAUGUAACUCAGAGCAGCUUGACGUCACCUGGUGCUGAGACGGAAAUGUGGGUAGACCAAGGAGUGCCUCGGAGUGAAAGUGAGCCAAAACUCUCAUCCUCGAGUAAACUUAGUCAAAGUGGAAGUCUGUGGGGAUCCUUCACAGGCUCGUUUUUUGAAAAUCCUAAAUUGCUAGAAAAUGAUGCAAAAGAGAACCCUGAGACUCCUAGUCGUCCUACUAACUUUAUUUCAAACCAGCCCAAAAAAACAGCCACAUUUCAGCCUCCCUCGGCUAGUACAGCUAAUACUUCACCUUCAGAGGCAAAAACCCCUGAUCCGAGCUGUCCUUCUGAUAUCCGAGAAGAGAUUCUCAACUUUCCGCCAGUAGUCUAUAGGAAAAAAGAACCUCGUAACUAUAACAACCGGUUAUCUGCUAUUUCGUCUGAAAGUGAUCGAAGGUCGAGUUCCAGCUGUGAAGUACUCGGCAGUUGUACGCCUGAUUCUGACCCUCAACAUUCCCUCUCCACCUCCUCGUCCGUCGUUAGACUGCGGCAGUCGGGCAGCUUUGAGUCUGUUGAAGUACUUACGUCUCCCAGCAGUGUUGAAGUUCUCGGGUCUACUGCUAGUGAACACAGGUAUUCGAGUGACAGCAUAUCACCCAUAGCGGAAGGGGAAGGUCCUCCUGAACUAGUGGAUGACUCGGAACCAAGCGUGGCCGAGGACAGUUACACCUCUGCCUCGGAAACUCUAACAGCGGGAACAGUUCUGGAUCUUCCCCAAGCUUCGUCAACAUCGCGAGAUUUGAUGUCUGCUUCAACAACAUCACGGGAUUUAAUGUCCACAUCGUCAACAUCGAGAGACUUGAUGCUCAAAUCAACAUCGUCUCUGGACACUUCCUUUACAGAGCCUCCUCGAGAUAGUGUAGGCAGUGAGUGUGAAACCGGGGUGUCUAGCUGUGAGGAAGGUACACUGAUGGCCAGUAGUGGGGAGGAGACAACUCUAGGUACAUCUACAUCAACCUCCUAUCUCACCAACCUACUGGCAGACGCAAUGACUGAGCAACCUCCUCACAGAGAACACUCUCCUAUAUCAUCUGAGAGGUGUGAGGAAGGCACACUGAUGGCCAGUAGUGGGGAGGAGACAACUCUAGGUACAUCUACAUCAACCUCCUAUCUCACCAACCUACUGGCAGACGCAAUGACUGAGCAACCUCCUCACAGAGAACACUCUCCUAUAUCAUCUGAGAGGUGUGAGGAAGGCACACUGAUGGCCAGUAGUGGGGAGGAGACAACUCUAGGUACAUCUACAUCAACCUCCUAUCUCACCAACCUACUGGCAGACGCAAUGACUGAGCAACCUCCUCACAGAGAACAUUCUCCUAUAUCAUCUGAGAGCCAUGAGGAAGGUACACUGAUGGCCAGUAGUGGGGAGGAGACAACUCUAGGUACAUCUACAUCAACCUCCUAUCUCACCAACCUACUGGCAGACGCAAUGACUGAGCAACCUCCUCACAGAGAACAUUCUCCUAUAUCAUCUGAGAAGUGUGAGGAAGGCACACUGAUGGCCAGUAGUGGGGAGGAGACAACUCUAGGUACAUCUACAUCAACCUCCUAUCUCACCAACCUACUGGCAGACGCAAUGACUGAGCAACCUCCUCACAGAGAACACUCUCCUAUAUCAUCUGAGAGCCGGUCAGACAUGAUCAAAAUUGGCUCCAGUGGACACACUUCUGGCGACGAGCUGGAAACUACAACCUCCUCGGAUAUCGAAAUCAUCUCAAGUCCGACCCCCAACGGUGACAGUAGCAGUGCAGCUUCCAGGCAGAGCCCCGCCAGACUUAGCUCUCGUUCUAAGAUGAGCCUUGUAGCUGGGACAUCACAUCCUGAACAUUCUCUCAGUAAAGUUUUUGCAGCCAAAGUCAAAGGACAUCAAAGAGAAUUAUCCGAGGCCUCUAGUGGAGGUUCUGAUGAUGGUUCAGAAGUUGAUAAACUACACAAGCGUAUUUCAGAAAUGACGGAAAUCUUGGAAGUGAGGGAGGCCAAGUUGAUAGAUCUCAGCAGAUUAAACUCAGACCUUCAAGAAACAAACGGUGACCUCAGGCGUCAGCUUGAAAGCGGUCUACAGAAACAAGAUGUAAGCGAGUUGAGUGAAGAGUUUACUCAAAGGUUGGCAGCCUUGGAGCGGAAGUUCCAGCAAGCGAUACGUGACAAGGAACUUCUACGGAAACAGCUUGAGCAAGCCCGUGCGGCAGCCGCAGUUGCUGAGGAAGAAGCAGAGAAGGACCAGGUGAUCUCAGACUUACGUGCCGAGGGAGAGAAACUCAGCAAACAACAGCUGGCACUCAACAACAUCAUCAAGAAACUACGAGCCACUGAGCGGGACAAUCAGAAGACUAUCAGCUCCUUGAAGGAACAAUUAGAAGAAUGUACACAAGAAGUGGACAGAACAAAGAAGGCGUUGUCAGCCAAGCAGGAUGUAGAGCGGUCACAGAUAGAAGCUGUGCAUCAGCUGACGAGGACCAACAAUCAAUUAGAGAAUCAGCUGACUCAGCUACAGUCCCAAGUAGAAAAUCUUACUUCAACCAUCGUGUCUCUGCAAAAGGAGUUGACAGACAGCAAGGACAGAGUGACACAGCUGCAGUUGUCCUUGAAGGAGGCCAAGUCAGAGGCAGAGGCGGAGGUGAGAAGGAGGCUAGAGGGGGAGUGGGGGGAGGUGGCUGAGCAGAGAGACAGCUUGGAGGCUGAGGUGACAUCACUGAGAGACAGACUGGACCAGCAACUGGAGCUGCAUGACAAAGAGGUGCGUGAGUUGCGCACACAACACACAGAGUUGCUACGCAGGCUGGAGACUGCAGGGGCUGCGGCUGAGGAGGUCGCGCAGAGUGUGAGUGCAGCCACGCAGCCACUGGUGCGGCAGAUACACACACUCACUGCACAGAACUCUCAGAACCAGGCAGCAUGGGAAAGACAGGAACGCAGCUUGUUGCAGCAGAUCAAUGAGCUUCAGUCGCGAGUGACAGGCUUGGUGGAAGCAGAGAGGGGGCUGAGAGAACAGCUGAUGACGGCCACCAACAGAGGGGCUGGACUGGAGGCCAAACUGUCUGCGGGUCAGAGAGAACUGGAGGCUACUCAGGAACUGUUGACAGAGGCCAAGGACAAACUGCAACUAGCAGAGAGAGAAAAGGACAGACUGGUCAAGGAACAUGAGGAGAGUCUGAAGCAGCUGCGUAGUGAACUGUGUGAGAGUGAGAGAGACAGAAGGAGUUUGGAGCAGCAACUGUCCGUGGAGAGAGCUGCUCUGGAGGCUGAGAGGAGAAAGACUGCGGCAUUGCAGGAGCAGACAAAGAUGCGAGGUCAGUCUCCCCCCACCACUCCCCGCUCUUCCCCCACCCUCAGUCUGGGAAGGUUGUCUGUCUGUGACUCAACAGCCAGUAACAUGUGGCCAGGAUUUGGAGACGAUGUGUUUGAGACGGCCUCCAUGAGUGGAAGGAUGAGUGUGUACGACAGUCUGCGGCCUGGGAACACCACCUCUCUGCUCGAGGGACUCCAGGCUCAACUGAAGCAAAGAGAAGGUGAAGUACACCAACUACAAUGGGAGUUGUCCAGGAGAGAGGUAGAGAGGGCAGCACUCAGCAAUGAGUUGGCAGCCCUGACUGGCCGUGUGGAGGUGCAGGACAAGCAGUUGGCAGCACUAUCCACACUACAGACAGAGUAUGAUGCAUUGCUGCUAUUGUAUGGGGAGAAACUAGAGGAGAGUCAGGAGCUGAGAAUGGACCUGCAGGACGUCAAGGAUAUGUACAAGACUCAGAUCGAUCAACUGUUGAAGAAAGAAGAACCAAGUACAUGAUGUGUGGCUCUUUAAGUGGCCUUUGUCUGUGAUAAACCAAAAGAUUCCUAGCUUGAUAUAAAAAUAGUGAUGUACAUAA